This is a messenger RNA of Cornus florida, 378 nucleotides long. RefSeq lists its product as uncharacterized. The coding region runs from base 1 to 378 and encodes 125 amino acids. The transcript is spliced from 2 exons. The record is from RefSeq and is a predicted model, not a curated record. NCBI's taxonomy places the organism in Eukaryota, Viridiplantae, Streptophyta, Magnoliopsida, Cornales, Cornaceae.
AUGGCGGUGGCAUUGGUGGUUGUUGAAGGCGGCGAUGGUGGUGAAAUGUGGCUGUGGCAGCGGGUCUUCUCUGUAUUUUCAAUUGUCACCUUCUUAUGUGCUUCUCAUAAAGCCAAGAAACUACAGAGCCAUAAAAAGGAGGCCUCGGCACAGUUUGGCGAGAAGAAGCUCGUUUCGAAAUUGCAAGAAAACAUAAGCAGCAAAGCUCUUUUGAUGGUGAAGAUGAUUUCUUGGAGAAAGGGUGAAGGAGAGGAAGAGUUUAAGGAUGAGGAUGAAGCUGUGUGGAAGAGGACCAUCAUCAUGGGAGAGCGGUGUCGCCCGUUGGAUUUUUCCGGGAAAAUUGUUUAUGAUUCUCAAGGAAAUCUUCUGCCCAAUUGA